AUGUUUUACGCACAUUUCGUGCUGGCCAAGAAGGGCCCCUUGGCCAAGAUUUGGCUGGCGGCUCAUUGGGACAAGAAGCUAACGAAGGCCCAUGUAUUUGAGACCAAUAUUGAGAAGUCAGUAGAUGGUAUCUUGAAGCCCAAAGUGAAGAUGGCUUUGCGUACUUCUGGCCAUCUGUUGCUGGGUGUCGUGAGAAUUUACUCCAGGAAAGCCAAAUACUUGCUUCAGGAUUGUAAUGAAGCCUUUGUUAAGAUUAAGAUGGCCUUUAGGCCUGGUAUGGUGGACUUGCCCGAGGAGCACCGUGAAGCUGCCAUGAAUGCCAUCACCUUACCUGAGGUCUUCCAUGACUUUGACACCGCUAUGCCUGAAUUGAAUGAAGUGGACAUUGAAGCCCAGUUCUCAUUGAACCAGUCAAGAGCUGAAGAGAUCACUAUGCGCGAGGAUUAUGGGUCAUUGAACCUGGUGACACAUGACGAUGGAUUCGGUGACAUGGGGUUCGAUACUGAUAAUCCUGAUAUCAUGCGAGAAGCUAUUGGCAAUGAAGGGGGAUUGGAACAGAGUAACCUAUUGUUCGCUGAUGGGUCAUCCCUGGAACUGGCUGGCAAAGACGGCGGAGUAGGCAGUCUGACUGGUGGAGUUCCGGCACUAGCGCCGGAGCACCCACGGCGCAUGGAAGCAGCACCUCACGCACCCAUGGAUGACGGCUUCGGUGGAACGAUAGGCGAUGUUGCGGAUUUCGGACAUGCGGGCGGUUUGUUCGAGGGUGACCUGUUCGGCGAAGUUACUGGCAGCAGUAGUUCCGCGGCGGCUGCCUCCGGCAUGCCUGGCACUUCAGCGCAGCCCCAAUCUCUCCAGGCUGAGAUUGACGCGGCGGGAGUGAACGCCGGUGAGACUGGAGGCGACGUGGCGGCCGCGGACGCGCCGGACUCGGACGAUGAUAUGGGAGACCACUACGAUGCUGGCAACUCUCCACAACACAGUUGGGGCGGGUCCCCCGCUCGCCCUGAGAGCGUGGUGCCGCCAGCGGCGCCUGCGCCACCUUCUCCCAGCCCACAUGUACCUAUGGACGUGGACACAGUCCCGGAGCCUGUCCCCCGGCCGGCGAGCGCGGAGCCCGCGGCGGACGGCGCGGCCGAGCGACUGGCAGACAACACUACACUCCUGCACAAUGAUGAGGAAUCAUUCGCACUUGCUCCUGUUGACGCUACUGUUCUUAAAGGAAUAACAAAAACAAAACGUAAACGCAAGCUGAUUGUGGACGAAGUAAAGAACAUAUCUGGUGAGGAGAUGAAGAACCAGCUAAGUAACACGUCUGAUAUCGUCACCACGUUGGACCUGGCGCCCCCUACCAGACGUCUGAUGCACUGGAAGGAAACUGGUGGUGUGGAGAAACUGUUCACAUUGCCUGCUAGGCCUAUACCUUCAAGUGUACUGUUUAAGAAAUACCAGCGCAACAUGACGCUCCGUAGCGAGGCGGAGGAAGCCGACGCGGCGGCGGCGGCCGCUCGCUCGCCCGACCCGGUCGAGCCGGCGCGGCGGGGCGGCCGCAAGAGGAGACACGAGGAGACAAUGCUUCCACCUGAGACACCAGCACCAGCCCCGACUCAAGAAUUGGAACCUCCCACUCCAGUACCUCAGGAAUAUGAACCUUCAGUUGAGCCUGAACCUGCGCCGGAACCGACCGUCGAACCUCAAACUCCUCGAUCAGACGUCGAUGUCGACCUUCCUCAGACACCAGGAGGUAUGCUGAGUGCACUAGGCGGCGGUAUGACUCCGGGCGCGCUGGGCGGACUGACGCCGGGCACUCUGCUACAAGGUGGACUCACUCCCGCCGGGCUACAGCAUGGAGGAAUGACGCCGGGUGGUUUACAACACGGUGGCAUGACCCCAGCUGGUCUGCAUCAUGGCGACAGUCAACAUGUAGACCUCGGACUGUCUGCGGGCGGGAUGACGCCGGCAGGAUUACACCAUGGAGGUAUGACCCCGGGUCUGCUAGAGAGUGGUAUGACGCCGGCGGGAUUAGUCCAUGGAGGCCUUACUCCCGCUGGUCUGCAUCACGGAGGCAUGACGCCAGGUAAUGACUACACUUCAUAUUACAGCGGAGGUCUAGACCACGGUGGUAUGACGCCGGCCGGGCUACAACACGGCGGUAUGACCCCCGCGGGGCUACAGCACAGUGGCAUGACCCCCGCCGGACUACAACAUGGCGGCAUGACCCCAGCCGGGUUACAACACGGUGGAAUGACGCCAGGAGGAGUACAACACGGCGCAAUUCUCCAGCAUGGCCUGGAGCAGCUGCCGAUGAUGCCGCAGUUAGGCGGGGACCAAGUGUCGUCGUUGUUACGUACCUCUCUGCCUACCCCGGCUGCAGACAGAGCAUCUCACGACCUUCCACACACUGUACCUAUGGAACCCCUGCUACAUGGGCUCGACGACCAUGGGGACUAUCAGAAUGGCAUGCAAAUGACAAACUUGGGUUACGACGACCAACAUGGCCACAACAGUCCACAGCACGAUUACGAUUUACCUUUAACGCCAGACAACGCGGAAGAGGGUGAACGUGAAGCAGGUGAGACGGACGAGCAGUUCGAGGAACGAGUACUGAACCGUCGUGCAGCGCAACUCUUCGCCGUCAUGAAACCCAAACUAUCCGUCGGACUACAACUUUCCUUCACAGAUCUUGCACCAAGACACAAUAAUAGAAAACAGGUUGCACAGAAAUUUUACAGUUUACUUGUACUCAAAAAACAUCAAGUGUUGAAAUUAGACCAACAUGAAACAUAUGGACCUAUUACCAUAUGCAAGGGUAAUCAGUUUGAAACUGAAGCGAUUUAA
Molecule: messenger RNA, 2835 nt
Organism: Spodoptera littoralis (African cotton leafworm)
Lineage: Eukaryota; Metazoa; Arthropoda; Insecta; Lepidoptera; Noctuidae
Source: the annotation of a GenBank genome assembly